AUGGGAAACUACGCAUCAGCAUGCAGCCUCAUGAUCUCCCCUAUAAUGAAAAGCAACAAGGCAGCAAGAGUUAUAUUUCCGGCCGGCGAGAUCCGGCAGUUUCGUGACUCGAUCAAGGCUGCGGAGAUCAUGCUUGAGUGUCCAAACUUCUUCUUAGUCAACUCCCGGUCGUUGAACAUCAAUCGUCGUUUUUCGCCGCUUUCCGCUGAUGAAGAUUUGGAGGCCGGGAAUAUUUAUAUCUUGUUUCCGAUGAGGAGGGUGAAUUCCAUGGUUACUCCGGCGGAUAUGGCGGCUUUUUGGAUGGCGGGUAAUAGUGCGAGUAAGCGGAUUUCGGGGAGGAUAUCUCCGGAGAUGACUACGGUUGGAGGUGGAGUGAAGGAGGAGGUGGUGGUGGAAGAGCCGAGAUUGGUUGUGGAGGUGCCGGAGUUUAGUUAUCGGCUGGCGGUUUGUAGAUCAAGAAAGCCGUUUCUUGAUACAAUUACGGAGGAGCCGGUUUGUGCAAGAUAA
This is a messenger RNA of Lactuca virosa, 507 nucleotides long. Lineage: Eukaryota; Viridiplantae; Streptophyta; Magnoliopsida; Asterales; Asteraceae. The record is from the annotation of a GenBank genome assembly.